AAUCGAAGGCACCGCAGAUGCUUGACCGCUAGGUGAUGAAUUUUGAUAGAAGCUUCAUAUUUCUACUUUCCUUCCCCUGCAACUGCAACCAAAUUUUCCGAAAAAAUCGAAAGGAAAGUCCAGGAAUUUGAGUAUCAGCCAUGAAACCCUCCUCUGCUUCUCUCGUUUUCGUUUCGUUUCUUCUUUUGCUGAGCCUGUUACAUCGGUCUAGAGCCGAGGUUAUAACCCUAACCCCCGACACGUUCUCUGACAAGGUGAAGGAGAAAGAUACUGCAUGGUUUGUGAAAUUUUGUGUUCCAUGGUGUAAACAUUGUAAGAACUUGGGGUCUUUGUGGGAGGACCUCGGAAAGGUAAUGGAAGGUGAAGAUGAAAUAGAGAUUGGGGAAGUUGAUUGUGGUACAAGUAAAGCAGUGUGUUCGAAGGCCGAUAUUCAUUCGUAUCCUACAUUCAAGCUAUUCUAUGAUGGAGAAGAUGUCGCAAAAUAUAAAGGCACAAGGGACGUUGAAUCACUCAAAAAUUUUGUCUUAGAAGAAGCCCAAAAAGCAGCUGCCAAGACGCACCAUGAAAGUGAUGAGUUGUGAUAACUUGUUAGGCAGUUCAUCAUAAAAUGCUUUACGACAAACCGUUGUAUGGUUUCAUGAACUCUCUGACUGAUUGAUGAUCGUUUCGUUGGAUACCAACAGCAAAGUUCUUUUUUCUUAUGAUAACAGUUGAAAAACUCAGGUGGCCGGUCAUUCCGUAGGCAGUUGCACUAAUUGUGUUCAGACUUGCAGAAACUUGCUUUAUCUUAGGAGUGAGAAGAGAUUUUGCUUUCAGUGGUAAAUCUUUUGGGAAGCAUUCGUUUGGUUUAAGUUUUGAAUACAAGUGCUAAACGCAUUUACGUUGAAUAUGGGAAUGUAUUCAUUGUGAUUUUAUUUCUCAA
This is a messenger RNA of Morus notabilis, 922 nucleotides long. RefSeq names its product protein disulfide-isomerase 5-1. Gene Ontology annotation, molecular function: protein disulfide isomerase activity. The record is from RefSeq and is a predicted model, not a curated record. Gene Ontology annotation, cellular component: endoplasmic reticulum. Gene Ontology annotation, biological process: protein folding. The transcript has 5 exons. NCBI's taxonomy places the organism in Eukaryota, Viridiplantae, Streptophyta, Magnoliopsida, Rosales, Moraceae. The coding region runs from base 141 to 581 and encodes 146 amino acids.